GGGUCGGAAAGGAUUACCCGCCCAUCCCCCCAUAUCCCUCUCCACAGCUAGGUUUUCCAUUCUCACUCUCUCUCAUUCUGUCACUCCAGAACCGAAUAUAUAUAUAUAUUCUCUGUGAUUUUCUUUAAACUUCUAGUUUUUGACUAUUUUCAUGGUUAUCUAUUCCAAGUUCCAACUAGCAAGCUACAUCAGCUUACUACCAUAUCAAUCGGUGGAAAUUUACGGUGCAAAAAGGCCUGUUGUGUAGCCAAUAAUUUUCCCGGAUUUGUGACGGCGAUGAUCUAGCGGCGGCGCUUGCCACGAUUCUUCAAGCUUCCUGGGAUUUUCCCGGAAAAUUGAUUUGAGCUGAGGUCGAUCUUCAAAAGCUCUGUUGAGCCUCCGAUUGAUUCCGGGACUUUUCCUUCGAACCCAUUUUGGCUAAGAUCGAGAAGCUUCGCCGCUAAAAUUGUCUCUGGAGAGUGUAAUCUGAUCGAGAUUGGUUAAAUCUCCCAACCCAUCUGAAAUUUCACCAAAGACGGGAGAGAGCGAGAGCCAGAGCAAGCGAAUCGAAGUGAUCGAAGAAAACGAGAUUGAAGUCGGUGGAAGUCAACGACCAGUCCAUGUAACGUAGGCAACGAUUGAAAGAGAGAGAGAGAGGGGGAGGCGAUUUUGCUUUCAACAAUCGAAGAAGAUGAAGAUCAAAGAGCCUGUGAAGCAAAUAUAUGGAAGAAGCUCCACUUUCGUAGCCCUAAUUGCAAGACCAAAUCAGAAAUGAACCGAUCACAGGAGUCUCCAUCCCUUAAGCGGAAACGACCAGAACCAAAUACACACGCUCAGUCACCUGAGAGUGUACUAUUAAAUCUGAUAAAAAGCAAAAGAGAUAUGGGAAUCUGGAAAGGAGACAUGAAACGAGAGACAAAUCUCCCAGAACCUGUGGUUAACAAAGCCCUCAAGACACUCCAAGGCAAGGCACUUAUAAAAGAGGUUGUUAACAUAAAAAGCAAGGGGAGGAAACAUUUUAUGGCAGCAGAGUUUGAACCGUCGAAGGAACUCACUGGCGGUGCAUGGUAUGUGGAGGGUAAACUCGAUCAAGAAUUCAUUGCCGUUCUUAAAGACUCAUGCUCAAAAAUCAUACGGAAGCUGAAGGUAGUUACAGCAGAGGGAAUUUCUGAUUUUAUCAAGAGGAAUAAAAUCACCACAAUUGAGUGCAAAACUCACCAAAUUGAAGAGAUAUUGAAGUCUAUGGUUUUAGAUAACGAGAUUUUUGAGGUGAAGAGCACUGGACUAGGAGAAUAUCAUUCCAUUCCAAUUGGCACUGCUUGUUAUAGAUCUUCAACUGGAAUGGGCCUCGGACAGGGACCAAAAAUUGGGGCCAUGGCUUCAAUUCCAUGCGGGGUUUGUCUUCGCAUAAGUCAGUGCACACCUGAUGGCAUUAUUUCUCCUAAGACCUGUGAAUACUACAAGAAAUGGUUGGAUUUUUGAAUUUUAAAUGAUUUUAUUUGGAUGAUGUGAAUGGAUUCAAAUUUCUGGUACUCCGAGAAGUUUAUACUUUCCUAAUAUAGUUUAUGAAUCUUGUUUUGUUGUUAUGCGUAUCAUUACAGACUUUGCUAUAUAUUAUAUUUGUACAUGUCAGUUGAAAAUUUAUUGUUA
This is a messenger RNA of Camellia sinensis, 1629 nucleotides long. RefSeq lists its product as uncharacterized. The record is from RefSeq and is a predicted model, not a curated record. Gene Ontology annotation, biological process: transcription by RNA polymerase III. Gene Ontology annotation, cellular component: RNA polymerase III complex. NCBI's taxonomy places the organism in Eukaryota, Viridiplantae, Streptophyta, Magnoliopsida, Ericales, Theaceae.